Messenger RNA from Theobroma umbraticum, 2967 nucleotides. It is a transcript of the gene MEF20, whose product is annotated as mitochondrial editing factor 20. NCBI's taxonomy places the organism in Eukaryota, Viridiplantae, Streptophyta, Magnoliopsida, Malvales, Malvaceae. Gene Ontology annotation, biological process: RNA modification. Gene Ontology annotation, molecular function: RNA binding; protein binding. The record is from RefSeq and is a predicted model, not a curated record.
AUUUUUCAUAUUUUCAAUUUAGAAAGAAACUUCUUUGUAAGGGUACUUAGAAAAUGUUAUUAAUGGGGUCUGUAACCUUGGGAGGGUGUGUAUGAUUAGGGAUCCUAUGGAGUCCCUGAGAUCUUUGACCAAAGAAGAUUUGACUUUUAACUUGGCAUUUUACACAUAAAUCUUUUGAUAGUAUUAGCCAAAGAAAAUGUAAAGAGGAAAAAGCAACCUUUUUAAAGUGUUUGGAAAUGUUGUGCAAAUUUGACAAUUGCUUCUUGUUAGAGGAGAAAAAUUAGUUUAUUUUGGUCAUACAUCCAUACCAAAGAACAACGCUAUCUUUUUUGCACAAGAAGCUGUACCCACUUCCAAGUAAAGGCAUAAAGACUGAACAUUUUAUGCUCUAAACCUCUAAAUCCUUCAAAAAGAACUUACACCCAACAAAUAACUCUUAUGGGGACAUGCACUCGCUCCCAAGAUUCAGCUGCCUGCCUCUCUUAAAUCUGAAAAACCCAAUAGCCUCACAUCAUAUAAAACAAAUCCAUGCUCAGUUAAUCAUCAAUGGCCUCAAAGAACCCUCCUUUUUGGCCAAACUAAUUGAGAACUACUCCUUUUCACCCUCUCCACAAAAUACCAAAUAUGCCCAGUUGGUAUACAAACACUUUGACACCCAAAGUUUGUUCCUUUUCAACACUUUGUUAAGAUGCAGCCAACCCAAAGUCUCAAUCUUUACUUUUGCCAACUGGGUUUCCAAAGGGAAUUUAGUUUUUGAUGAUUUUACUUUUAUUUUUGUGCUUGGAGCUUGUGCUAGAUCGCAUUCAUUAUCAACAUUAUGGUUAGGGAGACAAAUUCAUAAAAAAGCUUUGAAAUUUGGUGUUAUGUCAAACCUUUUGGUAGCGACUACAUUGAUUCAUUUCUAUGCAAAUAAUAAGGAUAUUUUGUCAGCAAGAAGUGUGUUUGAUGAAAUGACUGAGAGAAGUAGUGUUACAUGGAAUGCCAUGAUCAAAGGCUAUUGUUCACAAAAGGAGAGGGCUAAGGAAUGUUGUAGGGAAGCUUUGUUGCUGUUUAGAGACAUGUUAAAUGAUGUGUCUGGGGUGAAACCUACUGAUACUACCAUGGUUUGCGUUCUUUCAGCUUGUUCUCGAUUGGGAGAGCUUUAUAGUGGUGCUUGUAUUCAUGGUUUUAUAGAGAAGGCAUUUUUUAGGCCUGAAAAUGACGUUUUUAUUGGAACUGGUCUUGUUGACAUGUAUGCAAAAUGUGGGUGCAUUAAUAGUGCUUUAUGUGUUUUUAGGCUAAUGAGAGUGAAAAAUGUUUUGACUUGGACUGCCAUGGGAGCUGGGUUAGCUGUUCAUGGGAGAGGGGAAGAAGCUUUGGAGCUUUUGGAUGCAAUGAAGGGUUCUGGUGUUGAGCCAAAUCCCGUGACUUUCACUAGCUUGUUUUCAGCUUGUUGUCAUGCAGGGCUUGUUCAAGAGGGACUUCAUUUAUUUCACAGUAUGGGAGGCAGGUUUGAUGUCAAGCCUCAGAUACAACAUUAUGGCUGCAUUGUUGAUCUUUUAGGCAGGGCAGGACAUCUAAAUGAAGCGUAUGAUUUUAUCAUAGAGAUGCCAAUGAAACCUGAUGCCAUAUUGUGGAGGAGUUUAUUAAGUGCGUGCAAUGUUCAUGGAGAUGUUGUAAUGGCUGAGAAAGUGGGGAAGAUUCUGCUCCGACUAAAGCCUCCAAAUUCUUAUGUAGAUAUGGCUGCUACCAGUGGGGACUAUGUAGCUUUAUCAAAUGUUUAUGCUUCGGCCAAAAGGUGGCAGCAAGUGGAGAUGGUAAGAAAGAAAAUGAAGCUCAAGAGGGUAGAAACGGAACCUGGUGGUAGUUCCAUACAAACCAUCAGCAAUCACCUUGACAGGUUGUAGGUGUGGGAGUAGGACUCAAUUAUUGGAUAUGGAAAGGGAAGUUGCAACAUGGUUUUUCUCUGAGUGCAAUUAGCAAAUUGAGAGAGGAAAAUGAGGCAAUGAAAGAAACAAAGAAGAAGAAAUACUGGAGAGACUAACUGGAGAAAGAAUUCAAUGUUCACACAUUUUCAAAAUGGAUUCUCAAGCUGAUUUUUCAUGCACAUAAAGAGCCAGUGAAAGACUGGGCCAAAAAAAAAAAAAAAAAAGGGAGCCACCGAAGGGGAACAGAAUGCAAUAUGUUAAUAGAUGAUAGAAUUUAGAACAGGUAAGGAAGAUGGAAAUGUUCUCUCCUGCAUCAGCAGAAUGGUGUGUGAAUUAGGCUGAAUAGAUUGCCUAAGCUUUCGCAGAAAGUUAGUCGAAAGGUAAUAUUAAAAAAUUAGCAUGAUCUUUUUCUUUCUUGUUGUGUCUCUCCCUUGUAACAAAUAAAAGGAUCAUUGGCAAUUGGUAUUAAAAGAGGGAGGGAGGCCUUGGCUAGUGGCCUCGAGUAAUGGAUUCUCCCAUUGAUCCUGUUCAACAUGUCAUGUUCGCACCUAAUUCUUUCAAUCCUUUGGUAGAACAGAAUCUUCUUAUCCCUUCUUCAGCCUUGCUUUCCUGGAAAAGUUGUAUUGGAUAUGAAAUUAUUUAAGUCAUAUUCGCAUAAACUGAUUUAUAUUAACAAUCCUUGAAAGGGCCACCUGGCUCCCCGUAGCAGACCAAUGGCCGUAAUCUUGUUUGUUGUAGACAACUUGUUUUCCCUAGCUGGGCUCGGGUUUCAUACCUGACAGGACAGCCAACCCAAUUUUACCAUACAGGUUUUUCUGGUAUCCCUCGAGAGAUGCAGAUAUGGAAAUGGCAAUGGUAAAAUCGACCACUGUAUUGAUUAGCCAUUCUUUAACAGUUAUCACAUGAUUAAUUGAAGGGUUAAAUCUAGCAGUUGCACUACUGCAUGAUUAACAUAAAGAAUAACAUUGUUUGCCACAAGUUAAACCAGAAAUAUAGUGCAGGUUUGUCAUUCCAAGACACUCUUCAGUAAAAACUCUCUUACACUAUGCUUGUGUUGUCU